AUGCCUGCCCCCGGUGAUGCUGGGUAUGGAAUUUGGCUGGACAAUUUUUAUUGUGGUGUGCGAUCCAUGGCUCCGUUUGGUGUGUGGCUCCCUUGGCAGGAGGGUGUGACCUUAGCUGCAGCCUUUGGCUUCACAGAGAAUGUAUGCUUUGAAUGCGCUGACACCUGGUUGCAGCUGGAUGCUCUGGGAUUUGACCCUCCAAGGCGGUCUGGAGAUGGCAGCGGCCGGGCAGAUGUGCAGCGGAUUCGCUUGCUCUACAAGCGUGAUUUACACGGAGAUGAUGGGCUCGUUAUAGUUUCCUGUGACGAGGAGGAUGUCAUCUCCCCGCAGCAUGCUCCACCAAACGUAUGUAGACGCUGGCGUUCAGGUGCAUUAGGGCCCAUUGCGGGUGUUGAAGUUGACCUUGCAUUGCCGCGGGCGCUGGAUGAGCAAAAUGUUCGUCUCUUGCUUGUCUAUACUGGCACCUGUACAGUCAAGUUGAUCAAGAACGUCCGCCUGAAAAUUUGCCGCCAGACAUUCCGCUAUGGGCUUGGGAGUUGUUUUCAAAACCCAGAUUUCAUUGGGCUGAGGCUCGGGUUCAAGCGUUGCAAGAAUCUUGUUUGCAGACGCUGCAGGCCGCAGACCGCAAAUUAUCCGUACCUGAUUAGCGCCGCCCUGGCUUCGUCCACUGCGACCUGUGGGUCUCAAUGGCACGGACGAUAUUGUGCUCUCAAUCGCAAGAAACUUCCAGAAAGCAAGCCAGUUUGGUUGCAUGGAGUCGAUAUCACGCUUGGGACUGCAAAGGCAAAUCCGACAAAUAUCACCAUGAUACCACGCAUUGACAAGUGCUCUCCGGUACCCAAGCCGCGCCAUCAAGUUCAAGUUGUAGGAGUUAGCUUCCUAGACAUGGCCACGUGUGAAGUUUGUGGAGAUGGUUUCGCAGACGAUGCAGAAAAACACUUGUGCUCCCCGAGCCGAGACUCUUGCUCGCACGUGUGCCACGCGGAUUGCUUGCAGCAAUACCGAUUAAAGCAGGGCUGCCCUAUGCAUGACUGCCCAUUCUGUCUUCAGAAUGAAGAUUCCCAGGAAGAGGCUGAUGAUGCCGCUUUGCAAGAGAUGGAGAUUGAGGCAGCAAUGGAAGCAGAGGCUGUGGCUGAGGGGGUAAAAAGAAAGACCAGAGAAGAGGCAGCUUCGCCUGUCCGUGCGGGUGGGGGCCCAGCGGGCAAGAAGUUAGCAACCAACGCAAGCCCGCCAGCAGGACAACGCAGCCCAGUGCCGCCCACCCAAAGGUCCCCAAGCCCAGAAAGCCCUCCCUGCACACAGGGUGGAAGUGAAGCAGCCCGCUUGUCCAUUCCAAGCUUUGGGAUUGACAUCUACGACGACCUGGGUCGGACCAGCAAGGCAUCUACCACGGUGAAGGAUCCUAUGCACGACGCCAUGUCGGAGUACUUGGCUUGCAGGGAUGAAGCACAAAGCCUUUCGUUGCUUCACACCAAGAGCACAUAUCAAGGGCUUGGAAGCCCAGAGGCUUCUUAUCAAACCGUUCUGAAUGCAGCCUUGAAAGCCCCCAGGGACCACCACGCUGUGGCAUCAGACUUUGCCUUCAGAACUCGAGAAGUGCUGCCCGUGCCUUUCGAAGUCAGCUUGAGAACCAUUGCCCGCAAGGAAGGCACGCGGCUUCGAUUGCAGCCUGAUGAGGAGCACCGACGUGGCUGCGUAGUCCAGAUUGUUUGCGCAGGUGACCCCAGCAUGCGCAAGAGUUAUUUGAAGGAUUUUACCUGCAAAAAGCUUCUUUCCCAUGCAGAUGUCCCUGCUGUCAUCAAGGCAGGUGGCGCCACAUGCACGGAUGCCACCAUCAAGGGUCUUCGUGCUUCUAUCAAGAAUAUGCCCGAGCUGGCAUCAUUUCGGAUGAGAUUGCCACAACAAUAUGCCAUGACAUCCGGGAGGGAGACCCGACACUCAGGUCUGCAUUACGGCAACAAAGAAAAGAUGUGCACUUGGCUGAACUGCGAAGAUGACAAGACAGUGACUGGAGAUGGUGCCACGGCGCUGACUCAUUACACCUUCGUUCACCAAGUGUAUGGACAGGUGUCGCUUUGUGAGUAUGUGCUCCAACCGACUGCAAGCAUGUUUUGCAAGAGAAUCCAUGCGACGUGGCAAACAAGGCCAGUGACAAGUGACCCUGAUCAGCAGAGCCAGUCCAGCAAAGAGUUCCUGAUUGACUUCUUUGGUUGGAUGGGGCGCGUGGCAAGCAACCAGGACAAAGACCACUAUUUUGACAAGUUCGCCUUGCCCGUGCUCAGGAAGGCUUUGCAGGGCCCGAGCGCGUUGGCCCUUGAUAGGAUCAUAGAUGAGUUUGCCGUUGAGAUGACCAUCUUCGAUUUGGGACAUGCCUUGCAUAUCUGGCGUCGCCAAAUGUGCUUGUGGUUUGCCUUCUAUCGCUCCAAGCAAGUCCAAGCCUUGGUAGGCCCCAAAGCAGUGCCAGAUGUCAAGCCCCCAGGACUUGCAGAUUUGGAUGCCAAGAUGAAAUUGCAGCGAGUCAUUCUGUCCAAUCCUCGAUGUGCUGGUCCAACCUCCACUGCGCACAUUCGCUCUGUUCUGAAGUACCACUUUCAGAAGGAGAAAGAGGAAAAACCAGCAAAGUACGUCUUGGCAGCAGUCAAAGACCUCUUGAAAGUUGGCAUCUUGCAAGAGGUUGACAAGAAGGAAGUGGAAGAACAGGCGCCCAAACUUAAGGACAAGAAAAGCGCCAAGAGCAAGGAGGCCACGCUAAAGAGCGAGCCACGAGGCCCGCCAGGUGGCCACGCUGUCCUGUACUACCAGACAUGUGCCUGGGAGGGCCUUUUGACUAAUUCGGAAGCUCAAGACAUGAUUGCCAAGCUUCAACUGAGUGCCAAUGAUUUCAAGUAG
Molecule: messenger RNA, 2889 nt
Organism: Cladocopium goreaui
Lineage: Eukaryota; Dinophyceae; Suessiales; Symbiodiniaceae
Source: the annotation of a GenBank genome assembly